GCACAUACAUACUGCGCACGCAGCAAUACUCGAGGAACGAACGGAUCACACGUCUAGCGUUGGUUGGAGCACACACCAUUUACACUGCCAAAACAGUCACCUAUAAACCCUAUAAAGGCUUGCUGUGUGGGCUCAGGAAGCAACUCGCCUUGGGCGUUCUAGCCUUCAAAUGACUUUCCCGACCCCCGUUGGAGGUACUCCGCUACCAGUCGAUUUUGCACCAUCGGUCCUCUUCGCUGUUCUGUAUGGCAUUCUCGCUCCCUUUGCCAUUUUCCGUUUCUUGCAGAGGAGGACCAGAACCACACUAUUGAUCAGCACAUUGGCAUUUGCUAUCGAAAGGAUCGUCAUUUUCUCGUUGCGCGCGGUGCAGGCACGUAAUGAGUCACGUAGGAUGUCAAAAGGAUUGGCAACAUACCUGCAAAUCAGUUUUGGAAUGGGAUUCGUUGGCAUUGCAAACGACCUGGUCAAACUUCUAAGGUGUCUUCUCGUCAAUUCAACAUAUGGGUCAGAAACAUAUGGCCAAUCUGCCGCGGCGGCUACUAAAGAGUGCUACAUUCCUAAACCCCCGGAGGGUACUCCCGAUAACCCACGUCAGCGCUUUUGGGCACGCCGGUUCUCUGAUUUCUCCAACUUGGCAUUUCUUUCGGCCACCGUUCCUGGGAUUGUCGCGAACGUAAAUUACGGGAACCUUAUACUCAAUGAACACCAACGCGAUGCCGACAGGACAGCUAGACUUAGUUCCUGA
Messenger RNA from Laccaria bicolor S238N-H82, 745 nucleotides. RefSeq lists its product as uncharacterized. The record is from RefSeq and is a predicted model, not a curated record. Lineage: Eukaryota; Fungi; Basidiomycota; Agaricomycetes; Agaricales; Hydnangiaceae. The transcript has 3 exons. The coding region runs from base 170 to 745 and encodes 191 amino acids.